AUGACACGUAAACGAAGGAAUCAUGGACGGUCGAAAAAAGGUCGCGGUCAUGUUCAGUUCAUACGGUGUACUAAUUGUGGGAGAGCCUGCCCAAAAGACAAAUCUGUGUGGAAACUAGUGACACGAAGCAUGGUCGAGGCUGCUGCAGUCAAGGAUCUGGAAGAUGCCUCCGUUUAUGGAAAAAACUAUGCAGUCCCUAAGUUGUAUGUGAAACUUCAGUAUUGCAUCAGCUGUGCUAUCCAUGGGAAAGUCCUUCGAAAUCGCAGUCGGGAAGCGCGUCGUCUUAGAAGAAUUGUAAUUAAGCCCCGGGUGAAAUUCACCAGACCGGCUGCACCGAGAACAUAA
Molecule: messenger RNA, 345 nt
Organism: Trichobilharzia regenti
Lineage: Eukaryota; Metazoa; Platyhelminthes; Trematoda; Strigeidida; Schistosomatidae
Source: the annotation of a GenBank genome assembly